Camponotus floridanus (Florida carpenter ant) is the source of this 1584-nucleotide messenger RNA. RefSeq lists its product as uncharacterized. The record is from RefSeq and is a predicted model, not a curated record. Bases 1110 to 1520 code for a protein of 136 amino acids. Lineage: Eukaryota; Metazoa; Arthropoda; Insecta; Hymenoptera; Formicidae. The transcript has 2 exons.
GAUUAAUUUAAAAGAAGCUGUAAAGCAAAAUAUUUUUUAUCGAGUUUACUUUAGAAUAUUUUCAAGUCUCUCCAAUAGCGAAAAAUAAUUGCGUAUUUUUAUUGCCUUAAUGUGACUUACAAGAGUAUACUUGGGCUCCAAUAUUUAGAGAAAUAUAAAUAUAAAAAGUCGGCAGCUAUAUAUUGUUAUAGUUAUCCCAGGUAGUAAGAGAUACAACAAAAAAUCUCGCGUUUGUCGUCAUUUGUCUCAUCAGUCUUAUCUAACUCGCGUUUCCAAAGUGUCAACUGCUUUACGAAUUUAAAUGUGUGCACGUAGCCUUUUUUUCUCGAAAAAAUACUCGAUAUCUUUCUUUUGCCAUAAUUGUGUUCAUAGUAUGACACGAACAAAGAAUAGUUUUUUAAUGCGUAGCGUUAAGUGAAUCAUGUCAGAUACGUUAUAUCGAGAAUGUAGUAAAAAAAUCAGCAUCGUCAAUUAAUCCGAUUAAUCGCUCGCGUAAUGAUUUAUUCGAAGCAGCGUGACGCUUUAGGGCGCAAUGUCGGAGACUAGUAGAAAGAAACGGCGCUUUAGUUCCUUAUUUCUUGUACAGUCAAACUUCCUAUUCUUAUUUCCAUAUUUUCUAUUCUUUCUUCCUCUCUCCCCCCUUUCUUGCCCCGCUCUCUCGUUACUUUAUGUUUGACUUUCGCAUGCAAAGAGCGAGGCAACGGAAAAGGAAAAUCGGGGAAAGAAUAGGAACUAUAUGUAGCAGGAAAGAAUAAGAGAGGCUCGACUAUACAUUUAUGAAAAAUUUCUUGAUUGCACGAGAAAAAGUAGACAACGAUGUUAUAGGCCUGGAAAUCUGUCUGAUCGGCCACGGUCUUCCGCUUGUUAUGUAUGUGUUUUCUAUCGAUAUACAUAUUUUAAAAUAAAUAUAUAUACAUCAAUACUCUUUUUUUUUAUUAUCUCUUCUAUCAUCAUCGCUCUGUCAUCUCUCGCGAAUGCGUUGUCAGCAAAGAUCUUGAAAUUAGUUAACUAGAUGUUCGCUUUUCUAUUUUUUUUUCUCAUGACGUAAGGUCGAAUCCGCGUGUUACCGGCAAUAAAAAAAUUAGAGAAUUUCGAAAAUCGAAGAAACUAUGGCUAACUUGCUGAUGAAUCCUGCCAAAUUGCGCUUUUACAAGGAGAGAUACGAGAGAGAGAACAAAUUGAUAAGUGUGCGAGAAACAUUUACACCUACUAUUCGAACGAAAUCGUUGACCGGCAAGUUUUAUGCGAAACAUGACGUUAUUCCACCGUGGGAAAUUCGACAGGAGGACGUCGAUUUGAUCAAACGACAGGAGAUGACGCCUAAGAAUAUCUAUUCGUUUAGGCCACCGGCGGUGAACAUGGAAUAUGGCUGGUUCUCUGCACCGUUAAUACCUAUCACGAGGGAUCUGAGAUUGCGUUUCCCCAGGAAACAAUCAGAUUUUGUAACAUAUGAGCUCGCACGAAAACUGCACAAAGGUUUACCGGAGAAAAAAUUUGCCGGCGUACCGUUUAGAACAUAAAUAUUCAAGAUACUUUGUAUGAUUUAAAAUAAAGAUGAAACAUCAGCUUGAACGUGUUCGGCGA